This is a messenger RNA of Saxophila tyrrhenica, 1137 nucleotides long. RefSeq lists its product as uncharacterized. The transcript has a single exon. The record is from RefSeq and is a predicted model, not a curated record. NCBI's taxonomy places the organism in Eukaryota, Fungi, Ascomycota, Dothideomycetes, Mycosphaerellales, Extremaceae. Bases 1 to 1137 code for a protein of 378 amino acids.
AUGAGUGCCUCGGAUCUCCAAGCACUCCUCCGCUUCCUCUCCCAAGAUGCAAAGGUACCUCUGGCGUCCGCUAUGGGCAAAGUCAAGCAACUACAAACAGCAAACCUGGACACCCCUGAAAAGAUCUCAAAGGCCAAACCAAACGACAUCAAAUCCAUCUUCGAAGAUGAAAAAGUAGCAAAACAAAUCCUCGCGGCAGCUAAACGAGUCACCAAGAAACGAGCAACCGGUGGCGAAGACACAACAACCUCAUCUCCAGCAAAGAAACGCAAAAAGGACGGACCGCUCUUGUUCAGCGACCCCGAUGCUUCGCCCGCGGAUAUCGAAGCUUCCCUCGCCCUCCCCUCAUCUUCCGCCACAGAAGAGGAGUUGAAAGAAACAGUCCUCUUCACCAACCGCGCCCCCUUAGCGCUAGCGUUCGUCUUCACGCUCCUGAAGUUCUCAAUGCCAGAGCAGCCUCUGUCCAGCCGUCUGAGUUUAGCGCAAGGGUAUAUUGGCGUCACGAGUAAGGCGAGAGCGCUGAGUUUGGGGAUUGAGAAGGGCAGGAGUGCAGAGGAGGAGGGGUUUGGGGAAGGGCAGCCUGUUGUGCGGAUUACGGGAAAGGAGGUUAGGGUGUUGAGGAGGUGGGGGUAUGAGUGGAAGAAGGAUUCAAAGGAGCAUGGUGGGGAUGAGGUGGCGAAGGGAGAUGAGGGUGGUGAGGAGCAGCCGCCGCUUUGGGCGUUGGAUCUCGAGGCGCUGAAGAAGUCGAAUACGCUUGAUUCUGCGCCGGCGCUGGGACGGGCGAGUGGUGGUGAUGGUGGGUUGACGAAUUUGCCGAUUCAUACGCCGCAGGCGGCGAGAGCGUAUAUGCUUAAGGCUUUUGAUACUGCGCCCAGUGAGCAGGUGGAGACGGGGAAGAAGCGAUCUGGUGCGGCGAAAGUGGCAGAGAAGGAGAGAAAUUUAGGAAAGUUGCUUCAGGCGCUUGAUAUUCUGUAUCGGUCUUGGGCUACUGCACUCAGUCCAGAAGACCUCGACAAAAGGACAUGGGGAUGGUAUGUCCGGGUACGCCCAGCGGUGGCAGAGGGUGCGCAAGGCUGGGGAGGCAAGAAUACUGUCAAGUUGGCGGACAUACUGGCAUUGCGGAGGGAGGCGACAUGA